Messenger RNA from Diaporthe amygdali, 1386 nucleotides. RefSeq lists its product as uncharacterized. The record is from RefSeq and is a predicted model, not a curated record. NCBI's taxonomy places the organism in Eukaryota, Fungi, Ascomycota, Sordariomycetes, Diaporthales, Diaporthaceae. Gene Ontology annotation, molecular function: FAD binding. Gene Ontology annotation, biological process: secondary metabolite biosynthetic process. Bases 1 to 1386 code for a protein of 461 amino acids. The transcript is spliced from 4 exons.
AUGGCCGCCGAUGUGAGCCAAACGAAAACCCCUGACAUCGCUAUCAUCGGCGGCGGCAUAUCAGGAGUUACUUUGGCGAUAGGCCUAUACAAACGGGGAGUCAACUGUACCAUUUAUGAGGCUGCCUCAGAGCUGACUGGGGUCCGCGGGAGCAUACCAAUCAGCCGCAAUGCCAUGCGCGCCAUGGAGCAAAUCGACAGGUGUGUCCUCGGUGCUUUCAACCUUGUCUCAACCCGCAAUAGAUCCAGCUCAAAGAAAGGUGUUUGGGCCGACUUUGUGGAUGGCAUGUCGGCCCAACCAGCGACACAUCUCGAGCCACUGUUUUCCAUCAUCGGUGCGGAAAAUAUUGGUCAUAAUAUCGUUCCCUGCGCACGUUUUCUGGACGAAUUGGUCAGGCUUUUACCGAAGGACAUGGUCAGAUUCGACAAGGAGUUGAAGCAUGUAUUGGAUGACAGGAUUGGCUCAGGUAAAAUGCUCAUGAAGUUUGAAGACGGCUCCGUGGCAGAAGCAGACGCGAUCAUUGGCUGUGAUGGUGUCAAGUCUCGAACGAGAGCCUUGGUAGUGGGCGAGAAUCAUCCCGCUGCAACGGCAUCAUAUACCCACAAAUACGCCUAUCGCGGGGACGUUCCCAUGUCACAAGCGACGUUGGUCCUGGGCGAGGAGAGGGCAAUGAACUCAACAUGCUGGCUAGGGAAGAACCGACACUGUAUGACGUUUCCUGUGGACCAGGGCCAGAACAUGAGAUUCUUGGCUUUCGUGACAAACGAUCGCGAAGACUGGCCGAGCGACACCAAACAAUGCCUGUCUACUACCAAAGCCGAAGCCUUGGAUGACUUUCGUGCAUUUGGUCCAAACGUGAAGCACAUAAUCAAGCUAGCCACAGGAGAUUUCGAACGGUGGGCCAUCUUCGAUCUUGGCGACUACACACUGUCUUCAUAUUUCAAAGAUCGAAUAUGCCUCCUCGGCGAAGCAGCGCACGGCUCGAGCCCGCACCACGAAGCAGGGGCAGGUCUCUGCAUUGAAGAUGCCGCGGUGUUGGCCUGUCUCCUGUCAAACCCAGCAGUCAAAGGGGUCGAGAUGUUCGAGAAAGCAUUUGCUGUAUAUGACGCGCAUAGGCGCGAGCGGACACAGUGGCACGUUCAAAGCAGCCGGAGAGCGGGAAAUCUUGUCGAGUAUCUGACGAGAGACGUCGCAGGAGAUAUUGGUAAGAUGGCGAAGGAGCUGCGUGAGCGUUUGAGCCAUAUCUGGAUUUUCGACAUUGAGGAUUCCAUCCGGGAGGCGACCAAGGACCUGAAUCGGAGGCUGUCUGUGCCAGGCUUCCAGAAAUGUGACUCACAGGAAAUGCCUUGGUUCUUGAAUGAACAUAAUAAUCUUGAGAUGCAGUGA